This is a messenger RNA of Nicotiana tabacum (common tobacco), 4367 nucleotides long. The record is from RefSeq and is a predicted model, not a curated record. Lineage: Eukaryota; Viridiplantae; Streptophyta; Magnoliopsida; Solanales; Solanaceae.
GGUGCAAACUGGGAAAAUCCCUAAGACAUGGAUUAUGUAUCACAUGGAAAAUACUACUACAUCAAAUGAAUGUCAACAUAACACAGGCAUGGCGCCAAGAAUAGAUUAAAUAGUGGUUAGGUUAGCUUCACAACAUAAGAAAUUUGGAAUCUUAUACUAGAUAGAAGCCAUAAAUAAACAAAUAAAAUAAAGAUUUUGAACUUGAAGAGGCACCAAAGAGGCCACAACGCAAGAGGCAAAGAAACAAAUAAAUCUAUUAUAUGCCAUUAUAUUGACCUUUAAUUUUCAAUUUUCAUGAUAGGUGGUGGUAAAUGGGUGGUAUUGGAGAAUCGAAGAAGAAUGAUGCGUUGCCAUCUUCUUCUUAUUCUGAACUUGCUGAUGUGAAGUUAUUGGUUGAAUCGCCUAUUCUUUUUUUCGUUCUUUCUCAUAGAGCUGUUGAUGUUGAACUUGUUCAGAUUCGUCGUAUAGCGGUUGAAGCCUUGGAUACGGGGUCUCGUGGUGGUGAAUUAGUUGAUGAACUUAGCCGGCGGUUUCACUUCUUGAAGCUUGUAUAUAAGUACCAUUGCGCUGCUGAAGAUGAGGUCCUUUUUCAAGCACUAGAUGCACAAGUGAAGAAUGUGGUCUUCACAUAUUCACUUGAACACACUAGUAUAGAUGAUCUCUUCAGUUCCAUCUUCAAUUGCUUGGAUCGCUUACAAAAGGAGAAAGAGGAGAUUCCUAUUCUGUUUAAUGAACUUACAUGUAGCAUAGGUACCAUCCAGACAACGAUUUCUCAGCACAUGCUGAAAGAAGAGGAGCAGAUUUUUCCUUUGAUGAUGCAGCAGUUCACUUCCAAAGAGCAGGCUAGGCUUGUUUGGCAGUACCUAUGUAGUGUUCCUCUAAUGAUACUGCAGGAUUUUAUGCCAUGGCUAACAGCUAGUCUUUCUUCAGAUGAAAAGGCAGACUUCCUGAAUUUCAUACAUUUAGUCUUACCUGAAGAGAAACUUAUUCAAGAGGUGUUCAUCUCAUGGCUUGACGAUAACAAGGAAUCGUCUUUCUGGUCCUGCAUAAAAUAUGGAAGAGGAGCUAAAUUUCAUUAUGGAGCAGCCAAUAUGAAGUACAUAUUUGAACUGGAUGUGCUGAUGGUUCAGUGCAGGGAAAAGCAGCAGCUGGAGGCUUCAGAAGGACAGAAUCCGAUUGAUGGUUUUCAUAUCUGGCAUGCUGCUAUUACACGAGAUCUAAGAGUAAUUAUGGAGGAGCUAUAUCAAUUAAGAAGCUCGCUUUGUGUUUCAACCUUGUCGUCAGUAAUUACCCAGUUGAAGUUUUUUGCAGAUGUGUUCACAUUCUACAGCAAUGCACUGGAUCAAAUCUAUUAUCCCUUGGUAGAUCAAUUGACCAAGGAUGCUCCUUCUACUUUUCAUGAACAAUUUAUUGAAAGAAGUCAAAUUGAAGAACUGCAGAGAUUGCUUUACUAUAAGCUACAUGAGGGAAUUCAAUUAAGGGUUUUCACAGAUAUGCUUUGCCAAGAACUGGAAUCAUUUGUCGCGAGGAUCAACAAAAAGCUGCAGCUUCUAGAAACACAGGUUUUUCUGUUCAUUCGAGAGACCUGCAGUCAUGAAUUGCAGCUCUGGUCAUUGUACAUGAGCCUGCAUAUGUUGCCACUUGGGUUGCUAAAGUGCCUGAUUACUUGGUUCUCUGCUCAUUUAUCUGAGGAUGAGUCCAAGGUGAUUUUAAACAAUAUAAAGUUAGGAUCUGCUGUAGUUAACAAGUCCUUUGCUACUCUCUUAUAUGAGUGGGUUCGGAUGGGUUAUUCUGGCAAAAUCUCUGUUGAGAAGUUUAGAAAAGAUUUGGAAGAAAUGUUCUGUAGCAGAAGCUAUUUGUUUGAGAAGUGGAGUAAGAGUUCUGGAAGUUCUUCCUCGCACUCGGAAAUGCAAUCUUCUGAUAGAUCUAAGACUGUUUUACUUGGACCAAAUUCAGCCAUGACACUAAAUAAUAAGCAUGAUACACCUUAUUCUAAUGGGAUCAAUCUUCAUAUAUUUUUCUCGGACUCGCUAAAAAACUUAUGCUUCCUUAAUGCAACUGCUGCUGAUGGUAUGGGAUUUUACAGUCUUGAUGUAAAACCAAUCGACUUUUUCCAUUUCUUCCACAAGGCCCUAAAAAGAGAUUUGCAGUAUGUUCUUUCUCUGUCGGUUAAGUUGGCUGAAGAUGUUGGAAUUCUUACUGAAUUUGAAAGACGGUUCCAUCUCGUACAAUUUCUAUACCAGCUACAUAGUAAGUCCGAGGAUGAAAUUGCCUUUCCUGCCUUGGAAUCUAAGGGACAACUCCAGAAUGUCAGCCAUUCAUAUGGUAUUGACCAUAAAUUGGAGGUUGAGCAAUUCAACAAAAUUUCUGUCAUCUUAAAUGAGAUCAACGGUUUGCUAGGUGAUGUGGACAUGGUUGACAGUAAUAAGCUGAAAUACAAAAAGUUGUGCUUAAAUCUCCAUGAUACAUGCAUAUCUAUGCAUAAAACACUCACUGACCACAUCUACCGUGAAGAAAUUGAACUGUGGCCACUAUUCAAAGAACACUUUUCUGUUGAGGAACAAGAAAAGAUUAUUGGAGACAUCCUUGGACGAACAAAAGCGGAGAAUCUACAAGAGAUGAUUCCCUGGCUGAUGGAAUCUCUAACACCAGAAGAACAGCACGGCAUCAUGUCAAUCUGGCGCAAAGCCACAAAAAAUACAAAGUUUUUUGAGUGGCUGGGAGAGUGGUGGGAAGGUGUAAAUAAGGAUGAGAGUGUAAAUGCCGAAAAGGGAUCAAAGGUUUCUCCUUCAUUGGCUAUUGAUCCUUUAGAAGUUGUGUCUAAAUAUCUGUCAAGAGAUGAUUUCAGGAGUCCAAGCAGCUUCCCCGAAAAAGGGGAGAACUUUUCACUGACAGAGUCUGCUGAUCAUGAGUAUGGUCAAUCUGGAUCUUUUGCUGCAGAUAAAACCCAGAAUACCAAGGGGAACAAAAAUGGUGAUCUAUUCGGAGAUAUUACACAGCAUUCUACUGAGGUUGACAAGAAGAGAUGCAACGACACAAUUGACAUUGCUGAUCAGAGAGAAAUAACUUGCUGGGAUACAAAAUUAUAUGAGCAGUCAAGGCAAAAGGAGAACCAUCUAAUGCUGACUCAAGACAAGCUGGUCGACGUAGUAAGAAGAGUAUCAUGCGAUUCCUCUUUGGAUUCUGAAAAGAAAUCAUACCUCAUGCAGAGCUUGCUAAUGAGGCAAAUACAUUUUCAACUUCUACCCUUUGAUUUAUUUCUUGGAAGCAACUAUAUAUGUCAAUGGAUUUUGACACAGAAGAAGUCUCAUUCAGAGGUUGCUACUGCAAAGGAUAAGGAGAAAAUUACUGGUCGAUGUCCAUCAUUUCGUGAUGAAAAAGAAUCAGUUUUUGGUUGCAACCAUUACAAGAGAAGCUGCAAGCUACUUGCUCCAUGUUGUAAUGAGCUUUUCCCAUGCAUACGGUGUCACGAUGAAAUUACUGAUCAUUGUCUGGACAGAAAAUCUAUCACCCAAAUAAUGUGCAUGAAAUGCUUGAAGAUACAACCACUCCGUCCCAAUUGCGCAUCUCUCUCUUGCAACAAUUUCUCCAUGGCUAAAUACUAUUGCAGAAUUUGCAAAGUGUUUGACGACGAAAGACAGAUAUACCACUGCCCAUUCUGCAAUUUGUGCAGACUGGGGAAGGGAUUGGGCAUUGGAUACUUCCAUUGCAUGACCUGCAAUGCUUGCAUGUCAAAGGCUCUCUCCGUUCACACAUGUAGAGAGAAGUGCUUGGAGGAUAACUGUCCAAUCUGCCAUGAGUACAUUUUCACUUCCGCUUCUCCUGUUAAGCAACUUCCUUGUGGUCAUUUGAUGCACUCUACAUGUUUUCAGGACUACACUGAAACGCAUUACACAUGCCCAAUCUGUAGCAAGACUCUUGGGGACAUGAAGGUGCUCUUUGAGAUGUUAGAUGCAUUUCUUUCUCAGGAGAAAAUUCCCGAGGAGUAUGCUGGCCAGAUUCAGGUUAUACUAUGCAAUGAUUGUCAAAAGAGAGGAACUGCUUCCUUCCACUGGCUCUAUCACAAGUGCUCACAUUGUGGUUCAUACAGUACAAGACUUAUAUGAUCUAAAUUCAAGUCGCGUGAACAGCUGAUUCCAUGCUCCCAGACUGUAGAGAAACUGUUGCAGACGUUCACCUUGAAUACUUGGGAUGCAUGAAGCAGUUUUGUUUUUUCAUUGUCAAUAAAUACUGUAUAUGCUUCAUUUUCUUCAAUCAACCUAUGUUAAAUAUCACAGAUUCUUAGGUUCUGAUUCAUCAUAGUACUAACAGUGAGUAGUCUGAUGAGUUUUGCAUUUCACACCAGAUGAUGGUACUAACUUCUAACA